This is a messenger RNA of Aspergillus nidulans FGSC A4, 1584 nucleotides long. RefSeq names its product threonine--tRNA ligase MST1. The transcript has a single exon. The coding region runs from base 13 to 1584 and encodes 523 amino acids. Gene Ontology annotation, biological process: tRNA aminoacylation for protein translation; threonyl-tRNA aminoacylation; mitochondrial threonyl-tRNA aminoacylation. The record is from RefSeq and is a predicted model, not a curated record. NCBI's taxonomy places the organism in Eukaryota, Fungi, Ascomycota, Eurotiomycetes, Eurotiales, Aspergillaceae. Gene Ontology annotation, cellular component: mitochondrial matrix; mitochondrion; cytoplasm. Gene Ontology annotation, molecular function: ATP binding; nucleotide binding; threonine-tRNA ligase activity.
CGCAAAGCCAACAUGCGCCGAAUUUAUCCGUUACUACGAAAUACAAUACCAUUUACGAAACCCGUCAGUCGCCGAUAUCCGUCGACCAGGGUCCAAUGGCUAUCGUCAACGUCUUUACGGCCGUGCUCUUGCUCUGAUCAACAGGCACAACAACAGCCCUCAGAAAACCAAGCUGCGUCUUCGGCCGACUACCGCGCUUUAGGAACUGCUCAAGAUCUCUUCACCACAUCUAUUUACAGUCCCGGGUCGCCUCUUUUCCUCCCUAACGGCACUCAUAUUAUCAACAAGCUUAUUUCCUUCCUCCGUACACAGUAUCUUCAGUACGGGUUCCGUGAAGUCCUGACGCCGACAAUAUAUAAACAAUCGCUCUGGGAGGUCUCUGGUCACUGGCAAAACUACAAAGAUGACAUGUAUGAGGUGCGUGGGCGAGGAGCAAUGGGAGAUACAGAGGGUGAGGCUGGGGAGAAUGAGUCCUACGGACUCAAACCGAUGAACUGCCCGGGACACUGUUUGCUGUUCAAGUCACAGAACCACUCCUACCGCGAGCUUCCUAUACGCUACGCCGACUUCAGUCCUCUUCACCGAAACGAGAUUUCUGGUUCGCUGAGCGGCCUCACACGCGUCCGACGAUUCCACCAAGACGACGGCCAUAUUUUCUGUCGGCCGCAGCAGAUUAAAGGAGAGAUCAAAUCCGCGCUUGGGUUUGUCGACCUGGUGAUGACCACAUUUGGAUUAGGACCCUAUCGACUCGUGCUGUCUACGAGGCCCGAAAAGGAUUUCAUCGGCGAUCUCCAGCUGUGGGACAGUGCGGAAGCUCAGCUGCGCGAAGCUCUAGACCAGACCGGGAAAAACUGGGCGAUAAACGAAGGUGACGGCGCUUUUUACGGGCCCAAGAUCGAUAUCCAGCUUCAGGACCAGGCUGGCAAGUACCAUCAGUUGUCUACUAUUCAACUGGACAUGAACCUGCCACGGCGCUUUGAAUUGGAGUACCAAGUUGCAGAGGGAGAGGAAGACUACAAUCCAGCGACGCCUGGAAGGGCAACGCCCGUCUUGAUCCACCGGGCGAAUUUUGGAUCUCUUGAGCGCUUCCUUGCCCUGCUCAUUGAGCAAUACUCGGGCCGCUGGCCGUUUUGGCUAUCACCGCGGCAGGGCAUCAUAUUAACCGUGAACCAGGACGACGCUGUUGUGAAGCAGGCGCAUGAAGCAGCAGCGCAAAUCUCAGGAUUUAAGGCUCUUGAUCAGAAUGCGGCCGAUGGAAUACCUCAGCCUCUGUCAGCGACGGACUCUACAUUUUUGAUCGAUGUCGAUACGAGCAGUCAGACACUAAGCAAAAAGAUCCAGCGGGCGAAGCAGAUGAAAUACAACCUCAUCUUCAUUCUCGGUCCCAAGGAUCUUGCGGAGGGCCGGAUCAGCGUCGAUAUUACGGGCCAGAUGAAUAGCAAACCUGACCAUAAUGCCGAGAAGCUGCAGGCAGUGCUGACCCAACGCGUGGGAAAGGAAGCGUUGCGAAAACCACGGGCGAUUCCGUUGCCGGUUGAUGAUGUUCAUGACUUAUUGGUGCAAUUGGAGAAGCACUUUGUAUAA